Messenger RNA from Galeopterus variegatus (Sunda flying lemur), 5665 nucleotides. Its product is annotated as KIAA1958 ortholog. NCBI's taxonomy places the organism in Eukaryota, Metazoa, Chordata, Mammalia, Dermoptera, Cynocephalidae. The record is from RefSeq and is a predicted model, not a curated record. The transcript is spliced from 4 exons. The coding region runs from base 1 to 2235 and encodes 744 amino acids.
AUGGAGGAUUGUCUUCAUACCUCAUCUGAAAAUCUGUCCAAAUUGGUCAGCUGGGCCCACAGCCAUGGGACCAUUUGCAGCCUCAUUCCAAACCUGAAACACUUGCUUUCUGAAGGUUCCCAUGGGAACCUGACAGCAAUGUGGGGCUGUAGUGCUGGCCAUGCUUAUCACUGGCCGCUAACAGCUACUUGCAGAGCUGGGUCCCAAGAGAGGGUCUGUUUCCAGGAUAACAGAAGUUUUAACUCUGAUAGUCCCAGUAUAAUUGGGGUGCCUUCUGAGACACAGACUAGCCCUGUCGAGAGGUACCCUGGAAGACCAGUGAAGGCAAAGCUAGACUGUAACCGGACCAGAGACUCCUGUGACUUCUCUUACUGCAGUGAGCCUUCUGAACUGGACGAAGCUGUUGAGGAGUAUGAAGAUGACAACACCCUGUUUGACAUGGUUUGUGAGUCUUCUGUUACAGAUGAGGAUAGUGACUUUGAACCCCAAACCCAAAGACCUCAAAGUAUUGCUCGGAAAAGGCCUGGAGUGGUCCCAUCUUCUUUGCAUUCAAGCUCCCAGGCGCAGAUGGUUGACGAAUGCAGCAAUGAUGUCAUCAUCAAGAAAAUCAAACAAGAGAUUCCUGAAGAUUAUUACAUUGUGGCAAAUGCAGAGCUGACUGGAGGGGUAGAUGGACCAGCUCUGUCAUUGACACAGAUGGCAAAACCCAAGCCUCAGACUCAUGCUGGUCCCUCCUGUGUAGGGUCUGCUAAGCUGAUUCCCCAUGUAACAUCCGCCAUCAGCACAGAGCUAGACACACAUGGUAUGUCUGCAUCCCCCUCUGUGAUCUCCAGACCAGUUGUCCAGAAGACUGCUAGGGUAUCUCUGGCCUCACCAAACAGAGGACCUCCUGGUGCCCAUGGCACCAGCCAGCAGGUGGCCAUGCAGAUGCCUGUGAGCACAUCCCAUCCUAACAAACAGAUCAGUAUCCCUUUGUCUGCCCUGCAGCUGCCUGGACAGGAUGAGCAAGUUGCUUCUGAAGAAUUCCUGCCACAUCUGCCCAGCCAGGUCUCCUCCUGUGAGGUGUCUCUUUCUCCCUCAGUUAACACAGAGCCAGAAGUGAGCUCCAGUCAGCAGCAGCCCCCAGUUGCUCCAACUAUCACCACUGAGGCCACAGCACAGUGCAUACCAGACCAGGAUGAAAGAGCAGCUGAGCUCAGCAGGGAGCAGAACGAGAAAACCAUCCGGAGCACACAGACUGCUCUCCGCAAUUUCCCUUAUUCUACUAAGCUCAACAAAUUUCCUGUAUUUAAUAUUAAUGAUGACUUGAAUGAUCUGUGUACCAGUGCAGUAAGCCCAAAUACCACCAAAGCCACGCGGUACGCCCUGAAUGUGUGGCGAUAUUGGUGCAUGACCAACGGGCUCAAAGAUCACACGGACAUCACCAAGAUCCCUGCAGUGAAGUUGAACGAGCUGCUCGAGAACUUUUAUGUCACCGUUAAGAAGAGUGACGGUUCAGACUUCCUGGCCACCUCGCUCCAUGCCAUUCGCCGAGGCCUGGAUCGCAUCCUGAAGAAUGCAGGUGUGGGCUUUUCCAUCACGAGCAGCACCUUCAGUUCUUCCACCAAGAAACUCAAGGAGAAGCUGUGGGUGCUGAGCAAGGCAGGGAUGUCAGGUGCCCGUUCUCGCAAUAUCGUCUACUUUUCCCUUUCUGAUGAGGAGGAGAUGUGGCAGGCUGGGUGUCUAGGGGAUGACAGCCCUAUCACUCUGCUGUCCACUGUGGUCAAGUACAACAGCCAAUACCUGAAUAUGCGGACGCUGCAGGAGCACGCAGAUCUGAUGUAUGGUGAUAUUGAGCUGCUCAAAGACCCACAAAACCAGCCCUACUUUGCCCGGACAGACAGUGUCAAGCGGGAGAGUCGGAGCAGUUCCACUAGAGUGUGUCAUGGGAAAAUCUACCAUGAGCAUUCCAGGGGACACAAACAGUGCCCUUACUGCCUUCUGUACAAGUACAUGUACAUCCACCGGCCUCCCACCCAAAUGGAAGCCAAGUCUCCUUUCUACCUUACUGCCAGGAAGGAGGCCACAGACAUGGGCAGUGUGUGGUACGAGGAGCAGAGGAUGGGACUGCGGUCUCUUCGAGGAAUUGUCCCAAACUUAGCCAAGAAGGUCAAGCUGGAAAACUGUGAGAACUUUACUUUCGUCUCAUUUACUCAGGUCUCCAGGAGGCUUGGCUCCCACAGUUGCUGCCAAUGAGCCCUACUGGGUCCAGGCCACUCACUGCCCUGCUCGCCCUCAUAGGUGAGAGCUGCGUAGGCAGCCACAGCCAGCUCUGGAAGCAGCCCAGAGCUCCGAGGAAGCAGGGGCCGACCGUGCGUGACUUCCGGCUCAGGCUGCUCUCCAUCAGCAUGGCCUGCUAUUCCUGACUCGCAGUUUGUUUUUUAACUGAAAGUAGAUGAAUCUGAAUAAUUUGGAUUGUUUUAUCCAAAUGUGUAUCACCUUUGUUAAAUGAUAGAAUCUAACACAAUGUAUAAUUGCUACAGACAAGAGUGAGGAAAUUCAUUUUAUCUAGUGCCUUUUUAGCACAGGUUUUCUCAAAAAGAAAAAAACAAAAAAGGAAACUUUGAGUAGUCAUUAAAAAAAUCCCGGUAGCCCAGUAGCUUUAGAAUGUUAUGAAGACUAUACACUUUGUUGAAUUCCAUUCAUAAUAAGGAAUUAGAAAGAGAGAGGCAGACAUGUUAACUAUUUGCAGGAGAAAAAAUGCACUGGACCCCUUUUGUUGAUGGAUAACUUGGUUCUGCAGAGCAAGCAGCUUCGUUUGAGGGAAGAUCCUGGAACUGUACUCAGUCAUCUGAUAGGAAGGCAGGGGCUGCACUGACUGCUCUCAGCAGUGAAAGGAACUCAGUCUCUGCAGUCAAUGGGGACAAUUUUAUGAGAAAAGAUUAACGCACCAAAAGGGUAUUUGUGAGAACAAAGUUCCCAGUGAACUAGAUGGCUUGUAUCAUGAGGGCAUUUCCACUAGUGAAAGAAAAUGGCUUGGGAAAGCCAACUGUGAUCAAAAUGUGAAACCUCUUGAAGCAGAAGUGCCUACGUUUUAUUUCUCAGCACCACGUGACAGCUCUUUUUAUUUGAACAGUUUUUAGAGUUUUUAUCUGUUCUCUGUGUCAUACAGUUGUUCUGUCAGCAUAAAGCACUGGAUCUGUGAAACAACUAAAGGUAAUUUUUAGGCUUAGCCAGGAAAAUCCAACAAAACAAGCUGCAAAGAAAACAAAUCCCAAAAUGUGUUUAUUAAAGAGCUUUGAAAUAUUUUUGUUAAAGUAUGACUUUUUCAGCCACAAUAGAUAACAUCAUUUUAGGUUGGCACCAAUGCUUGGGGACACAAUGAUUUAAGCAACCUACCAGGUAAGCAAACCCAGCAUUAAGGACGUCAUUGUAAAAUCAGAGCAUGAUGAUAGGUUUUUAAUGCAGUUUGAAACUGUUUCACUCAGGUUAACUGACCCCAUGUUAUUUAAACAUCAGCAGAAUUUUCUAAAAACUACUCUGAAUGCAACAAUCAGUGAAAAAGGAGCCCAAAGAGUGCUAAUUAAUAAUAAUAAUUUCUAGGGAUCUUUAUUUUGUAUUUGAGGAAAAACUGCUGUAACUUUAUACCAUUAUGUUCCUGUGUGUGCUUUCUAAAUCCCAAAUUAAAAUUCCAAUACAAAUUCAUUUGUAGGAGUUUUAAAAUGAGUCCUAUUUCUUUUUCAAGAUAUCUUAAUAUUUAUUUUGUUUUUUAAAAUCAUCCACUGGUCAUUGAAAUAUGUAAUACUUCCUUUACCAGAGAAGAAUCAACCAAUGCUGCCUUAAGGUUUAACGUUGUUCCCCUUUUAGUUACUGCACAUUUAUAAUUUUGUUUACUAGUUGAUCUUUCCCGAGUAGAGAUUAAUUUUGGCAUAUCUCCAUCUAUAUAUAAAUAACAGGUAAUAUUUCAUAAUCAGUGUUAUGACUUGAUAUCGCAUAUUGUUCUGUUGUGGUUUCCUGUAGUGAUUUGGGGGUUUUGAUUAAAAAGAAAUAGACACAAAACAUUAGGUCCAGUUUCCUUUGGUUUGCUAACAUCCAAAGGAUAUUUUGUUUUAGAAAGCAGAUGGCCCUUUUCUUGUCAGUUCUGUACUAAAACUGAAAUAAAACCUAUGUGAACUAUUGGGCAGAGCCUGCAGCUUAAUUAAAUAAAACCUCCAUUUUUAUUUUAAAUAGAUUUGAGAAGAAAUUGCCAUUAGGAAUCACUGGGAUCUUUUCAGACUUUAACAUUUCCAAAAGUAGCAAUAACUGAUCCAGAAGUUGUAAUCUUGAUAGUGGCUUUUCAUCAGCUGAAUAACCUUCUCUGCCUCAGAUUUGUUGCCUAUUACCUAUUUGAUGUGCUAUAAAUCCCCAGAGUUCUGAAGUGACUGAUUAUAAUAAAAUGUCAGGAGGGAAAUCUUCAGUGUUAUCUGAGGAAUGAAAGAACUGUAUCUUAGCAUCCUAAAUGCCGUCCAUCACGUGCUUCCUUGGGGAAAGGGAAUGAGAAGAAAAACACAUUCAUCAAGUGUCACCAUGUCUCACCCAUUGUACUAGGGUGUUUUUUCUAUUAUGUACUUGUGUAUAUAUAUGUAUGCAUGCACACGCACACAUACACACACAUUUUAAAAUAUAUAUGUGGUAAAGCCUGGUAAACCUGCUAAAAUGGCAAAGCACCUAUCCAUGUGUGGCCUUGGCCGUCCUCAGAGGAUCUUCAGGGGGCCAGAGUAACUCGUUCUCAUUGGUGUUCAACUAAGGCAAUUGUUCUGUCUUUCCAGUCAGCUCUACGUCAUACUCACUGGGGACUCCAUGAUUUUCUGCUCUUGGCCUAAGGCCGGAGAAAGGAGAAUCUUAAAGGAAGAGAGGGAGGUUAAGAGCAUUUUCUCCACUUACUUUUGGGUUUUUUGUGCUCCAAAGUGGGAUUAAAUAUCAAGAAUUUGCCAGUUCACCUAGGCACGGUUGCCUCUGGGCUCUGUGUCGGGAAUAGUGGUGCUGUAGGUGUUCAGAGAAGACCCGUGGUGUCCUUUGGGUGAGCUCUUGCCAGCAGCCCCUUCUGUAUCUGCUCUAAAGGGAGCCCUGCUUUCUUGCUACUGCCUCCUCAAAAUCUAGCAGGCUUCCCUGUUGGCAGUUUAUUCUGGAAGAGAUAAUAGGGCAUCAACUUGAAAAGUAUGAUUCAAUUAAGUAUAGAGUUUGUUGCAGGACUAGACACAUCACAAGCAUACAGCAAAUGUUAGCUAUUUUAAUUAUAACUUUUGGUAAUAAUUAGUGUUAUUCAACUAAUCUGCAUUAUAUCACUUAUUUCUUCCAUAAAGGAGGUUCACUCUCCCUUAAACUGUUAAACUUGAAAAGGAAACCAGACCAGAUAAUCAUCAAGUUAAAUGCAUUUACACCCAUGAAUUCUACCUCCAACACAACCAAGCCCUGAUACCUCAGAUGUAAGCAAAAACAUGUGAAGGAAGAACAGAGAAGUCUUAAGAGGCUUUAUUAAAAAGUUUUUCCACAGUUUAGUGUGUGUUUGCAAAAAGGAGUAUGGAAGUACCUAAUCAAAGCUGUGAAAGAAAUGGUGUCCUUGGCCAUGUGGCAUUUUCUGGCUUUCCUUGGAUUUUAUGCUGUAUUAAUCUGCUGACUGAUAAAUGGUGUUUGAAGAAAUGUGAAA